This is a messenger RNA of Salvelinus namaycush (lake trout), 2293 nucleotides long. It is a transcript of the gene cdk20, whose product is annotated as cyclin-dependent kinase 20. Gene Ontology annotation, cellular component: nucleus. Gene Ontology annotation, molecular function: ATP binding; cyclin-dependent protein serine/threonine kinase activity. The transcript is spliced from 8 exons. The record is from RefSeq and is a predicted model, not a curated record. Lineage: Eukaryota; Metazoa; Chordata; Actinopteri; Salmoniformes; Salmonidae. Gene Ontology annotation, biological process: protein phosphorylation. Bases 237 to 1268 code for a protein of 343 amino acids.
GCCAUUGUGGUCACGUGAUAACAACACUGUAGUCAAUGUAAACAGUCAGCAAACUAUUCUCUGCAUUGAUAGCUAGCUUACUGUAUUACCGCAUUAUUACACGCCUUAACACGAUGUUUUAGAUAUACCAGAAGUUCGUAGAUGUUCUUACUUACGUUUGCAUUUGGUUGAAGAAGCCAGCUUUAUCAACAAGAGAGCUUAGCUAGCUAACGUUAACCAUUCUUCUGUAACUUACCAUGGACCAAUAUAGUAUUUUGGGUAGAAUAGGAGAAGGAGCCCAUGGCAUUGUUUUCAAAGCAAAACAUAUCGAGACUGGAGAGACUGUGGCUCUGAAGAAAGUCGCUCUGAGAAAGUUGGAGGACGGGAUCCCCAACCAAGCCCUCAGGGAGAUCAAGGCUUUACAGAAGAUUGAAGACAACCAACACGUGGUGAAACUAAAGGACGUGUUUCCCCAUGGUACAGGGUUCGUCUUGGUGUUUGAGUACAUGCUCUCUGACCUGUCUGAGGUCAUCAGGAACUCUCAGAGGCCUCUCACCGAGUCACAUGUCAAAGGUUACAUGAUGAUGCUACUCAAAGGGGUUGCCUUCUGCCACGAGAACUCCAUCAUGCACAGAGAUCUGAAACCAGCCAACCUGCUCAUCAGCUCUACAGGUCAUCUGAAGAUAGCAGACUUUGGCCUGGCCAGACUUUUCAACAACGACGGAGAGCACCUCUACAGCCAUCAGGUGGCCACCAGGUGGUAUCGAGCACCAGAACUGCUUUAUGGGGCAAGAAAAUACGACGAAGGUGUCGAUCUCUGGGCAGUGGGAUGUAUCUUCGGGGAACUUCUGAAUAACUCCCCUCUGUUCCCUGGAGAGAAUGACAUAGAACAGCUGUGCUGUGUUCUCCGGGUCCUGGGGACCCCCAACCAGCACAUUUGGCCGGAGAUCACAGAGCUGCCUGACUACAAUAAGAUCACUUUUAAGGAGAACCCUGCCAUCCCUCUUGAGGAGAUAGUUCCUGAUACCUCACCUCAGGCUGUGGAUCUGCUCAACAAGUUCCUGGUCUACCCCUCUAAACAGAGGAUCAGCGCCAGACAGGCCCUGCUCCAUCCCUAUUUGUUCUCUGAGCCGCUGCCGGCCCACCACUCGGAGCUGCCUAUCCCCCAGCACGGAGGGAAACAUUCCCGUCAGCGACUCCAGCCUCCUGUAGAAUUCUCUGUAGAUCUGCCCCUCUCAGAGAGCCUGGUGGACCCUGCUUUGGUCCAGGGACAUGCCUGGUGUCUAUGAUUGACUGGCCCCCAAUGCUUUUCAUAGCCUGGUUGAGAGUAGCACUUAUCCUGGUUUAAUCAGGUUUUAUGUUUGACUGUCAGAGCCUGGUGGACCCUGCACUACUGGUACAAUGUGUGUAUGACUGUCAGAGCCUGGUGGACCCUGCACUACUGGUACAAUGUGUGUAUGACUGUCAGAGCCUGGUGGACCCUGCACUACUGGUACAAUGUGUGUAUGACUGUCAGAGCCUGGUGGACCCUGCACUACUGGUACAAUGUGUGUAUGACUGUCAGAGCCUGGUGGACCCUGCACUACUGGUACAAUGUGUGUAUGACUGUUCUUCAUGUUCAUCCCAGGCUGCUUAAACCAGGGGUGUAUUCACUAGAAAACCAAAUGGAACCAAACGGGACCAAACGGAAUUUGUCCAAUAGAAAACCCUUGUUCUCGUAGCAAAUCGUUUUCCAUUGCAAAACUAUUUUGCAACGGUGUGUGACUAAUGAAUACAUCCCAGAAUGUAGCCUGGUGGAUCCUGCUCUGGUCCAAGGACACGCCUGGUGUCUAUGACCUACUGUUCUUCCUUGUAUUUGUCAUCCAUCCUAGCCUGAGUCCAGAUCUGUUUGUGCUGUCUUGCCGUCUCCAUUUGCUGUCAUUGUCAUGGAAGUUGGGAGUUGGCAAGACACCACAAACAGAUCAGGAACUCAGGCUAUGUUAAUUCCACCAUAGAAUAUUUAUAUUGGUAUGUACAUAAUGCUGUGAUGUGAAAGCCAUGUCAUUUUCUUAAUUCGUGUGUUUGUUGUUCUGCAGGUGUGUGUGUGUGUGUGUGUGUGUGUGUGUGUGUGUGUGUGUGUGUGUGUGUGUGUGUGUGUGUGUGUGUGUGUGUGUGUGUGUGUGUGUGUGUGUGUGUGUGUGUGUGUGUGUGUGUGUGUGUGUGUGUGUGUGUGUGUGACAGUAUGAAUAGCCUUGCUGACUCAUGAUGCUCAUUGUCGUAGCGUUGACUAUCAUUAAAUGUGAAGACUGUAUAUUAUCACAUCAAUUCUCUGUGU